This is a messenger RNA of Fukomys damarensis (Damara mole-rat), 6429 nucleotides long. It is a transcript of the gene Pcsk5, whose product is annotated as proprotein convertase subtilisin/kexin type 5. The record is from RefSeq and is a predicted model, not a curated record. Gene Ontology annotation, cellular component: Golgi membrane; trans-Golgi network. Gene Ontology annotation, molecular function: serine-type endopeptidase activity. NCBI's taxonomy places the organism in Eukaryota, Metazoa, Chordata, Mammalia, Rodentia, Bathyergidae. The transcript has 40 exons. The coding region runs from base 1 to 5661 and encodes 1886 amino acids. Gene Ontology annotation, biological process: peptide hormone processing.
AUGGGCUGGGGGAGCCGCUGCUGCUGCCCGGGACGGCUGGACCUGCUGUGCGUGCUAGCGCUGCUCGGGGGCUGCCUGCUCCCUGUGUGCCGGACGCAUGUCUACACCAACCACUGGGCGGUCAAGAUCGCCGGUGGCUACCCGGAGGCCGACCGCAUCGCCAGCAAGUACGGCUUCAUCAACAUAGGACAGAUAGGGGCCCUGAAGGACUACUACCACUUCUACCACAGCAGGACGAUCAAAAGGUCAGCGCUGUCCAGCAGAGGAACCCACAGUUUCAUUUCCAUGGAACCAAAGGUGGAAUGGAUCCAACAGCAAGUAGUGAAGAAACGGACAAAGAGGGAUUAUGACCUCAGCCGUGCCCAGUCUACCUACUUCAAUGAUCCCAAGUGGCCCAGCAUGUGGUACAUGCACUGCAGUGACAACACCCAUCCAUGCCAAUCUGACAUGAAUAUUGAAGGAGCCUGGAAGAGAGGUUACACAGGAAAGAACAUCGUGGUGACCAUCCUGGACGACGGCAUUGAGAGAACCCACCCUGAUCUGAUGCAAAACUAUGAUGCUCUGGCAAGCUGUGAUGUGAAUGGGAAUGACUUGGACCCAAUGCCUCGUUAUGAUGCAAGCAAUGAGAACAAGCAUGGAACCCGCUGUGCUGGAGAAGUGGCAGCCGCUGCAAACAACUCUCACUGCACAGUUGGAAUUGCUUUCAACGCCAAGAUUGGAGGUGUGAGAAUGCUGGACGGAGAUGUCACGGACAUGGUGGAAGCGAAGUCAGUCAGCUUCAACCCCCAGCACGUGCACAUAUACAGUGCCAGUUGGGGCCCGGAUGAUGACGGCAAGACUGUGGACGGACCAGCUCCUCUCACCCGGCAAGCUUUUGAAAAUGGUGUUAGAAUGGGACGGAGAGGCCUCGGCUCUGUGUUUGUCUGGGCGUCUGGCAAUGGCGGAAGGAGCAAAGACCACUGCUCCUGUGAUGGUUACACAAAUAGCAUCUACACCAUCUCUAUCAGCAGCACAGCAGAAAGCGGAAAGAAACCUUGGUACCUCGAAGAGUGUUCGUCUACACUGGCCACCACCUACAGCAGUGGAGAGUCGUAUGAUAAGAAAAUAAUCACCACAGAUCUAAGGCAGCGAUGCACGGACAACCACACGGGGACAUCCGCCUCAGCCCCCAUGGCUGCGGGCAUCAUUGCACUGGCCCUGGAAGCCAAUCCGUUUCUGACCUGGAGAGACGUACAGCAUGUUAUUGUCAGGACUUCCCGUGCGGGACAUUUGAACGCUAAUGACUGGAAAACCAAUGCUGCUGGUUUUAAGGUGAGCCAUCUCUACGGAUUUGGACUGAUGGAUGCUGAAGCCAUGGUGAUGGAAGCAGAGAAGUGGACCACUGUCCCCCAGCAGCACGUGUGUGUGGAGAGCACAGACCGACAAAUCAAGACUAUUCGCCCCAACAGUGCAAUACGCUCCAUCUACAAAGCCUCGGGUUGCUCUGAUAACUCCAACCACUACGUCAAGUACCUGGAGCACGUGGUUGUACGCAUCACCAUCACCCAUCCCCGGAGAGGAGACCUGGCCAUCUACCUGACCUCACCCUCAGGAACCAGAUCGCAGCUUUUGGCCAACAGGCUGUUUGACCAUUCAAUGGAAGGAUUUAAAAAUUGGGAGUUCAUGACCAUUCAUUGCUGGGGAGAACAAGCUGCUGGUGAUUGGAUCCUUGAAGUUUACGAUACUCCCUCUCAGCUGAGGAACUUCAAGACUCCAGGUAAAUUGAAAGAAUGGUCCUUGGUCCUCUAUGGCACCUCUGUGCAGCCAUACUCCCCAACCAACGAGUUUCCUAAGGUGGAACGUUCCCGCUAUAGCCGAGUUGAGGACCCCACGGAGGACUACGGUACAGAGGAUUAUGCAGGGCCCUGUGAUCCUGAAUGCAGUGAGGUAGGCUGUGACGGGCCAGGACCAGAUCACUGCAGUGACUGUUUGCACUACUACUACAAGCUGAAAAAUAACACCAGGAUCUGUGUCUCCAGCUGUCCCCCGGGCCACUACCAUGCUGACAAGAAGCGCUGCAGGAAGUGUGCGCCCAACUGUGAGUCCUGCUUCGGGAGCCAUGGUGACCAAUGCCUGACCUGUAAAUACGGUUACUUCCUGAGCGAAGAAACCAAUAGCUGUGUUAUCCACUGCCCUGAUGGGUCCUAUCAGGACACCAAAAAAAAUCUUUGCCGGAAAUGCAGUGAAAAUUGCAAGACAUGUACUGAAUCCCAUAAUUGUACAGAAUGCAGGGAUGGGCUAAGCCUGCAGGGAGCCCGGUGUUCUGUCACCUGUGAAGACGGAUGGUACUUCAGCGGCCAGGACUGCCAGCCCUGCCACCGCUUCUGUGCCACCUGUGCUGGGGCAGGCGCUGAUGGGUGCAUUAACUGCACAGAGGGUUACUUCAUGGAAGAGGGCAGAUGUGUGCAGAGCUGCAGCAUCAGCUACUACCUGGACCACUCUGCAGAGCCCGGGUACAAAUCCUGCAAAAGAUGUGACACCAGUUGUUUGACAUGCAACGGCCCAGGAUUCAAGAACUGCACCAGCUGCCCCAGUGGGUACCUCUUAGACUUAGGAGUGUGUCAGCUGGGAGCCAUCUGCAAGGAUGGAGAAUACACGGAUGAGCAUGGCCACUGCCAAGUCUGUGAUGCAUCAUGUGCCAAGUGCUGGGGGCCAACCCAGGAAGACUGCACCAGCUGCUUCACCACAAGGGUUUUGGAUGAUGGCAGAUGUGUUUUGAACUGUCCCUCAUGGAAGUUUGAAUUUAAGAACCAAUGCCGUCCGUGCCACCACACUUGCCAAGGAUGCCGAGGAAGUGGGCCUUUCAACUGCACCUCCUGCAGGGCAGACAAGCAUGGCGGAGAGCACUUCCUGUACCAGGGCGAGUGUCGAGAGAGCUGCCCAGUGGGCCUUGCCCCUGCCGAGGGGCACAUCUGCCUGCCCUGCCCAGACAACUGUGAGCUUUGCCACAACCCACACGUCUGCACCAGGUGCAUGAAUGGCUACAUCCUAGGACCCACCAACCAUACUUGCCAGAAGCUAGAAUGUGGGCAAGGUGAAGUCCAAGAUUCAGACUACGAGGAGUGCUUGCCUUGUGAGGAAGGCUGUCUGGGGUGCAGCUCAGAUGACCCAGGAACCUGUGCUUCAUGUGCUGUGGGGUAUUACAUGUUCGAGCGCCACUGUUACAAAGCCUGUCCGGAGAAGACCUUCAGGGAAGGGCUGGAGUGCAGAGCCUGCAGCGCGAAUUGCGUCAGCUGCCAACAGAACGUGUGCUUCUGGUGCGAAGACAGCUUCUUCCUCCUUGGUGGCAGCUGCGUGCCCGAGUGUGGCGCCGGCUUCUACGGAGACCGCGACGCCGGAGAAUGCGUGCCCUGCCACCGAGCCUGCGACACCUGCACGGGCCCAGGCNNNNCGGAGUGCAGCAGCUGCGCCGAGGGACGGAGGCUGCAGCGCGGGAUGUGCGCGGGCCACGCGUGGCCCCCCGCCGAAGGCGAGACUGGGAAGGCCUGGAAUGAAGCUGUGUCCACCACAAACCCAUCUUUGGUGAAGAACCUGCUGCAGGAGCGACGAAGGUGGAAAGUUCAAAUCAAAAGAGAUGUUUUGAGAAAGCAUCAGCCUUGCGAUUCUUCCUGUAAAACGUGCAAUGGGUCUGCAGCUCUGUGUACUUCAUGUCCAAAAGGUGCAUAUCUGUUGGCCCAGGCCUGUGUUUCCUCCUGUCCCCGAGGCAUGUGGCCAUCCGUCAGGAGUGGCAGCUGUGAGAACUGUCCAGAGGACUGCACGUCUUGCUCUGGGGACAACCUUUGCACGAAGUGCCACAGUCAGCCCGACCGGCCUCUCUUCCUGCAUGAAGGCAGAUGCUACCACAGCUGCCCUGAGGGCUUUUAUGACCAGGACGACUCCUGUGAGCCCUGCGCCUCUCCUUGCAGAGCGUGUGAAGGAAAUGCCUCCAACUGCCUCUCGUGUGAAGGAGGCUUCGUUCUGGCCCAGGAAAUGUGCCUAGAGAGCUGCCCGGAGAGGCACGUGGCCGUGGCGGGAGUGUGCAAGCCCUGCCCUGAGCAGUGUCAGGACUGCGUCCACGAGAAGAUGUGCAAAGAGUGCGCGCCUGAGUUCUUCCUGCUCAACGGCCUGUGCCACCAGUCCUGUCCCGGCCGCUUCUUUCCUGACUUGCGUCAGUGUGUCCCCUGCCAUGAAGACUGUCGGCAGUGCAGGGGCCCCAAGGCAGACGACUGUGAGCUCUGCGCCGACACCUCCAUGGUCCUCUACGAUGGGCUGUGCGUAGACGUGUGUCCAGAGGGAACUUACUACGAAGUAGAGGCCGAGGAAUGCAAAGCUUGUCACGAGUCCUGCAGCACCUGCUCGUCAGCCGGGACCUGCACAGCCUGCCGGGAAGGCCUGCAGAUGAACAGCCGAGGCUCCUGCGUGGCUCACAGGGAAUGUGCCACCAUCGAGUACUGGGACGAGGCCGUGCACAGGUGCAAGCCCUGUCACCAGAGGUGCAGUGACUGCACGGGGCCCAUGGAGGACCAGUGCCACAGCUGCCCCAGGAGCAGCCUUCUUCUCAACACCACCUGUGUGGACAGCUGCCCAGAGGGCUACUUCGAGGACAGACAGCGGUGCACACCCUGCCAUGGAUCUUGCAGGACCUGUAAAGGGACACGAAGCAUGCAGUGCCUCUCCUGCCGAGCAGGCUGGUUCCAGCUGGGCAGGGAGUGUCUGCUGCACUGCAGGGAAGGUUAUUAUGCAGACAAUUCCACUGGGCAGUGUGAGAAGUGUCACAAGAGUUGCAAGACCUGCUGGGGCCCACGCCCCACGGACUGCCUGUCCUGCGAUCCGUAUUUCUUUCUUCUCCGCUCCAAGGGAGAGUGUUACCUGGCCUGCCCGGAGUAUUACUACACAGAGCAGAGCACACAGACCUGUGAGAGGUGCCAUCCAACCUGCAAGCAAUGCAAAGGAAAAGGAGCGUUGAACUGCUUGUCCUGUGUGUGGAACUACCACCUCAUGGGAGGACUGUGCACCUUGGACUGUUUUGUGGGGAAAUACAGAGUGGGAGAGGGAGAAAAAUUUACCUGUGAAAAAUGCCAUGAGAGCUGCAUGGAAUGCAAGGGUCCUGGCACCGAGAACUGCACCGUGUGCUCCGCCCCUCUGCUGCUGCACCUGGAAGAUAGCCGUUGCCUGCAGUGUUGCAACACCUCCCACCCCACUACUGCCCAAGAGUGCUGUGACUGCCAGGAGACCAUGGAGGAGUGCAUCCUUCCGACCAAGGCCAAGCCUGCUUCUGAGCAUGCCAAGACGGCUCUGCUGAUCACCUCCACCAUCAUACUGGUGCUUCUGCUGGGGGCCGCUGUGCUUGUCUGGAAGAAGUCUCGGGGCCGCGCCCAGCCCGUACAGAAGGCCCGCUAUGAAAAGCUGGCUGACCCCGCCAAGGCCUAUUCCUACAAGAGCAGUUAUCACGAGAACACCAGCUUUGAGGAGGACCAGGUGAUUGAGUACAGGGACAGGGACUAUGAUGAAGAUGAUGAUGACGACGACGACAUCGUCUACAUGGGCCAAGACGGCACUGUCUACCGGAAGUUUAAGUAUGGGCUGCUGGAUGAUGAUGAUGAGGUCGAGCUGGAAUAUGACGAUGAGAGUUACUCCUACUAGUGACCACGGCCCACCCACCCCCGAGCACUAAUGGAUUGGUUUUAUCCACACACCAAGCCGAUGUGUGUACAUGCCUGUUCAUCUUCUUAACCAUGAAUUAGAAUGCGCAAGAAUUCUGAAAUAUUUUGUGCUUCUUUUGAGUGGCUACAUUUUAUUAACAGUUCCUGCUCAACCAUAGUUGAGGAGCAAGAAAAAAAUUUGAAGGUAGUUUCUUCAAAACAGUGUGUCAAGACCACAAAAUGCAGGAAGCAAAAACAAGUGAGAUUUGUAAAAAAAAACAAAAAACAAAAAACAAAAAAACCUGUGAUGUGGUUAAAAAUAAUGUGUGGGGGGCAGAGUACCUACAGAAAUUCUGUUUCCAAGAGAAGACAUCUGCUACUUUCUGGAAUUCUGAUAUUUCUUUAGCUAAUUUUGGGGACAAGGAGCUACAAGAGUAUCGUUAGGUGGGGAGGCCAUUCCUCUUCCCUUUUGCUUUGUUUAGGCAGAUAUGUUUUGUGAAGACCAAGGAAAGAGGGCUCUCAUCCUCUGUAGCAGAGCACCCCUGCUGAGCAGAAGAGGUCUGUGCUGAGCCUGCUCAGCACUAUUAUAGAUGAGAGAAGCAGCACUGUAGUUGAGGUCCCGAGAGUUCACUGGGCCCUGGGUCCUCCCCAGGAAACUGGAGUCUAACGGUCCCAAAGGCAGAGUGAGCUCAGGUCAGCAAGGCCAGUGUGAGAGAAAGUGCCACGUUUCCCAGCAUGGCACCUUUGUGAUUUUCUAAGAACUUUUUUC